AGUCUUUGAAUGCAGCAGAGUGGUUUCAGCGCCAAACGACAGCGCGCAAUUCUUAUAUUCAGUCUACGAGUCCUUCAUCGACAAAAGAUGGCUGUAGAGUUAAAAUCUUUAAAUAUUUAAAACCAUAGGGCUGCUGUUAUGUUUAAGAAUAAGUCUGCCUGGUUUUCCAGCAGCGUGACAAAGUCAUGUCACAACUUCUGGAUGGAGGGUGGUGCCAUUGCUGGCUGGAGAGAAGCAGAUUACCUUUUCAGUGAGGAUGCUGCAUGUGCUGAUACACUGAGAAUAUUCGAGAGCAAAGAUUAUCUCUGGAACAAGGUUGUGGUUUUUCACAGCUUGUUUCUAUCUGCGUGUGAGAAGCGCCACAGCGUGAGGUCUAUGUGCAUUGGUCACUAUGUGCUGCCUCCGGCUUCCGUGCAGGAAGAGGUGAGACAUGUGGUCGGGAGGUUGAUUUGGGAGUGUGAGGGUGAGCAGUCAGCGGUGAAGGGUUUCCGUCAGAGGUUUAGUAUGCACACAGAGAACGAACACAGGGAAGUCAGCAAAAGCGAUUCUGAACGAUCUGAUGACACAGAUUCAUCCGACAGUGAAGCCCCUCUACGUGCUCAAUAUCCAGUUAGCAACACGCUCUCCGGCUAUGUCGGCAUUGACAAAUUGCAGAAAUAUUCAGGUGAUCUGUGUGAGUUCCAGCCCGGAUGUUUCAGAUGCUCCAACUGUAAAGCCCACUGCUGCCUGCCACACACUUGAGCAGAGCAGAGAAAAACGCCUUAAUAGAUGAGCAAGUAGCAGAUGUGACUGUUCCUCAUAUUCCAGUUUUAAGCUGCAGUUUACUUAUUUUGGUUGUGUAUUUUGCAGGCGUUGCCUUGCACAUGUGCGUGUGUGUUGUAGAUGUAUACACUGACACAAAAUAAAUAAGUGACAUACAAGUGUAAGAUCUACAAAUUGCUU
Gasterosteus aculeatus aculeatus (three-spined stickleback) is the source of this 942-nucleotide messenger RNA. Lineage: Eukaryota; Metazoa; Chordata; Actinopteri; Perciformes; Gasterosteidae. The record is from RefSeq and is a predicted model, not a curated record.